GGUCUUCUGCUGAGGCGGGCGGUGCAGCCGAGGCAGCCAAUCGGGAGGCGCUGCGUGCCCGCCCAGCCAAUGAGGAGCCCGCUUCCCGGCGCCCCGCCCCCGCCCCCUAGUGGGGGUCCCGGGAACACCCGGCGGGCUGCUCAGCCUCCCUCCGCCGGCGCCGCGCACACGGCCUCCCGCUCGCCAUGCCCUUCGUGGAGCUGGACACCAACCUGCCCGCGGCCCGCGUGCCCGCGGGGCUGGAGAAGCGGCUCUGCGCAGCCACCGCCGCCAUCCUGGGCAAACCCGAGGACCGCGUGAACGUGACGGUGCGGCCCGGCCUGGGCAUGGCGGUGGGCGGCUCGGCCGAUCCCUGCGCGCAGCUGACGGUCUCCUCCAUCGGCGUGGUGGGCACGGCCGAGCAGAACCGGGACCACAGCGCCCGUUUCUUCGAGUUCCUCACGAAGGAGCUGCCGCUGGGCCAGGACCGGAUCCUGAUCCGCUUUUUCCCCCUGGAGCCCUGGCAGAUCGGCAAGAAAGGGACGGUUAUGACCUUUUUGUGAUUGGCACAGAGCGCAUCCGGGGCAUCGGUGAGCUGGCCACCUCUUCCGGAGAGGCCUCCUGGCAGAGGGAGGGCCUGGUGGGAACCAGCUUCCGGCACCCCCACCUGCAGAUAUGCCUGUGACCUCACAAUCCUCUUCUUCCCCACCCUCAUGCCAAAUAAAUGAAGAGAGCGUCGUCUGUCAAA
This is a messenger RNA of Eptesicus fuscus (big brown bat), 727 nucleotides long. It is a transcript of the gene DDT, whose product is annotated as D-dopachrome tautomerase. Bases 186 to 542 code for a protein of 118 amino acids. Gene Ontology annotation, molecular function: phenylpyruvate tautomerase activity. The record is from RefSeq and is a predicted model, not a curated record. The transcript is spliced from 3 exons. NCBI's taxonomy places the organism in Eukaryota, Metazoa, Chordata, Mammalia, Chiroptera, Vespertilionidae.